Messenger RNA from Sesamum indicum (sesame), 2458 nucleotides. The record is from RefSeq and is a predicted model, not a curated record. Lineage: Eukaryota; Viridiplantae; Streptophyta; Magnoliopsida; Lamiales; Pedaliaceae.
UGAUCACAUGGUGACCUGUGAGCGGGAGGCUGCCGAAGCUCUGGCAGCACUGGCCUGCUGCUCUAAUGCCUCGGUUUCCGCCGAGCUUCAUUGCUCCAGUCAGCAGGGAGCCAUGUUCCCUUCUGCUCCCCAUACCUCUCAGGUAAUAAAGAGAAAAGAACUAGAAGGAUGGAGAAGCAGAAAUUGAUACUAUUUUUCACAGAAGAGAGGUGGGCUAUACAUGUAAUUACUAUACCAUGUGUGGGUUCUGCUUGAAUUUUGUUGCAUCGCCGAGCUUGAAGAUUGGCAGCCAAGUGUUUGAUCCUUCUCUUCAAUGAAAAUCAAAGGAAAGACAGUGGAAACUGUGUGGUGUUUGUCUUCUCUAACGUAUUAGGCAUUGACUUUUCCCACAAUAAUAGAAAUCUACCCGAAAGAACGUAAAGAAAAUUGCAAGAAGGUGGAGCACGAUAGUUUAUUUUGAAGCCAAAAAGAACAUCCAAAAGCAAGGAAAAAUAUUUACUUAGCUUCUGGGAAUGGAUAACAAAUUGGUAAAAGAAAUAAGGACGAGAACUAUAGGAAUAGUCUUCUGUUUUGCCUUCUCUUGUGCCUUUCUCCUUAUUCUUGGCUGUUGAAAGCCUUUAUGGGCAGACUUAUGUUGACAGUUUGAUUAGUCCCACUUCUGGAAAGACCAGAGUUAUACUGGCUAGGCUUCUCUCUUCUUCGCUCCAUGUUCUGAUAUUUGCUUCUCAAAUUGAAAAAUGUAAAUCUUGAUGUAAAAAAGGAGAGGAAGCUCUAGCCAGGGAAGUUCCUGAAUAGGUUGAAAGAUUUUGCCCAAUUAUCAAUUCCAUGGUGCAAGGUAUAAGAUCUCAAUUAUGGUGGUGUCUCAAAUUCUUACUACACCGAUCCUCUAGUUUUAAGGAUCAAGCAAUAGCAGUCCAAGAGUGUUGGGGAAAUACAAAUAACAUGGUUAGAAGUGCUUUAAGGGCUGAGGAAACUGUUAGAAUUGUGGAAUGCACUACUAAAAGUUAUCAAUCAAAUUCUGCCAACAGGUCAAGGCAAAAUUUGACGGAGGCUGAGAGGGAAGCUCGAAGGCUUCGCCGAAUCUUAGCAAAUAGAGAAUCUGCCAGACAGACAAUUCGUCGCAGACAGGCUAUGCACCUUGAGUUGAUCAAGCAAGCAGCUGAUCUGUCUGAGGAGAACAAGAAUUUGAAGAAGGAAAAGGAGCUGGCAGUGAAGGAGUACACUUCUUUGAAAGGUAGAAAUGAAUUUCUCAAGCUGCAGUUGGCUAAUAUAAAGAAGGCUGAACAAAGAGAAAUGCAAGAAGCUCCUAAUCCAUCUGCGGAAGAGAUACCUAGUUCUGCUACUACGGGUGCUCCUAUUCUUUUAUAUUACCAGCCUUCUAUAUCGCCUUUCCUCUGGCCCUCGAUUUUUGCAUCUUCAAAUGGUUGUCACUUGCAAUGUGCGUCGCGUUCUGACAUCAUAAGUUCAGCUAUGCACCGCAUAGAUAUGCCCUCUUUAAAUCAAGGACAAGAACUGUAUACGAAACUAGGACAUCCCUUGUUUGUAUUAGCAGUACCCUGGCUACUUCCCUUUCUCAGUGGUAGCAAUACAAUUCACUCUCAUUGUGAUACUAAUAAGAGACAAAAUGAGACUUCAUCAACUCGUCAAUGCAGUUUUUCAUCAUCCUCGGACAGUCUGUUCGUGAAAGAUGAGCAUCAGUUAAUAUCAAACCUAAACAUGAUGAUGGAGGCUUCCAGUUCUGCAAGAGCUAUGCCUGUGGAAAACGUCUGUGCAGCUGGAUUCACAUCUCUGGCGGAUGAAACUUGCAAUUUCACUGCUGUUUCUGCCCCUGGGCAUACAUCACGUGGACUAGCCAAGAAGAAUCAAGAGCCAAUUAUCCGCCGCAAUGAAGAUCCGGAGAACGUGUUUGCAGCAACUACGGCAAGGCGGAAGAGGAAGGAAUUGAUGAAACUAAAGAACAACCGCUCCCAACUUGUUCAUAUACAUAGCAAGAAUCUUUCGGUCUCUGGUUAAGGUGGAAUCGCAGAGGAAAGGUCGUUGAAACUUUUUGCUUGAGAAGGAAAAAUAUGAUGGGAAUACUUAAAAGAGUUCUAGCAAAAAAUGGUUAAAAAGCUCAAGGAUCAGAGUGGAUUCUGUGCAAGAAAUGACUCUAUUGGAAUGUUAAUUAUCUUGAAGCUGUUCUGUUCUGCUCUGUAAAUACUGAAGAUGGUAGCAACUCAAUCUCUGUAACAUAUGCAUAGUUGGAAAUCAGCAUAAUCUUGGAGCUUACUCUUUCCGUAGGCCUGUUUUGUCUGAACGACUGCUCUGGAAGUUCUUUGGGAAAGAGGGAGACUCCCAAGUUCUGUAUUAAUGCAGGUUGCCCAGUUAAGCGGCAUGCUUAAUGUAAUAUCUUAACUUGUAACCCCUUCUACUAUGGAGUGGCAUCUUAGUAUAUGGUCUAUGGAGAUGGUAUUGAAGA